GUACGCCUCGACCGAAACGAAACCAGGCCUUCCGACGGAGGUUAUAAAUAGACAUAAGAUCCUUGGCCUAGCCAAUGAUAGGCCUAGGCCUGGGCCUUCUUUGCAGUCAGGUCACCUUAAUUUUAUACGUUGCAGGCUGGCUCCUGCAUUGAAGGCCAGCCACGUUCUCAGCGAGGCCAACGAGGAUUAAUGCGAAAACCGGCGAUAGACCCAUGCGCGAAAAUGGCUUUCUUUUGUUGUAGUACUUUUUGCUGUGUAGUAAGUACGAACUUUGUGAGUUGAGAGGAGCUGGAAACACAUGUGACUGAACAAUUUCGAGUGCAUAAAAGGAAAAUAACUUGAAUAGAUCUACCCUGCCUGUAAAUAUGGGCAGAAAAUGUACAGUCUACAAGUGUAGAUCUGGAUAUAGAAAUCAGCCUGAAGAUCAGAAGGUGGCUGUUUACAAAUUUCCUAAAGAAACUGCAAAACGCAAAGCGUGGGCAGCCAGUUUGCCUAAUGAAUUGGAGUUAGAGGAUGUCACUGAUUUUAUGGGUGUCUGUGCUUUGCACUGGCCUGAACAUGUACAAAUGGAACAUACAACUGGAAGAGGGCCUCGCCCCGCAGUACCUCCAUCAAUUUUCCAAGAAGUGACGAAAACCGGUGUCCCCAGUGAUUUCAAAAGGAAGCCUCGACCAGCUACGAAAAAGACCACCUCGAAAUCCCGGGCUGUGGACGUUGAUCCAAUAGAUGCAUUUUUUGUUAAUGAAAAGGCUGCCGAAUGUGCCAAGAAGCUGAAAAACCUAAAGGAUUCUAUGAGAGCCCAGGUGGCAAAACUCCCAAAAACUAAGUAUGGAUUACCAGCCUUCGAAUCCAGUGACAACAUCACGUGGCCAUUUUUCAAACGGAUGCUAUUUAUGAAGAACGAAUUCCUCGGGCGAAAAAUUGUUCCAUCAAGCCUUGUGGAGUUCGAUGAAGUUGAAGAUCAAGAAGACGCCAGUGAAGCAGAGCAGAUGGACAAUACUGAUGAGGAGCCUGGCAUAACUUAUACUGUUUCUGAGCUUUCUCCUGAGCAAAGUACCUCGUCUGAUACACCCCAAAUACCUACCACACAAGACACUUGUAGGGUUUGUGAUCAAUCCUUGAAUUCUUCGACAGCGACAACAAACACACACAACAAACGUAGACGUCUUCAUAAUCAUUCCACUGAUUUUGAUUUUGAGGACGAGAGGAAACCGGUAGUCCUGGACAGAGUUACUACGACAGAUGAACUCGACACAUUUGCCUUGGAUAUAGCGAACGAUUUGAGAAAAAUAAAAGAUCCCCUCAAGCUCAUGCAGGCCAAAGCUGGCAUCCGUCGCAUAGCAGAGGAAUUUGUGAUGAACGAACUAACUUCAACUUCAUAGGACGAGAUCGACCACAACCAGACCUACACAAAAGAAUCGCGCCUUAACCUUUUGCAUUACUUAUCAGACGACAGAGAGUAUUCAGUCUUAUUCUCAGUUUUCCUGAUUCCUUUGUCCCUAGAUCACCUGCAUCAUAGUUAUUUUUUUAAAAUGUUUCAUUAAAUGUUUGAAUGAUUUUC
Molecule: messenger RNA, 1561 nt
Organism: Aplysia californica (California sea hare)
Lineage: Eukaryota; Metazoa; Mollusca; Gastropoda; Aplysiida; Aplysiidae
Biological process (GO): regulation of transcription by RNA polymerase II
Cellular component (GO): nucleus; transcription regulator complex
Source: RefSeq, a predicted model, not a curated record